Truncatella angustata is the source of this 1222-nucleotide messenger RNA. RefSeq lists its product as uncharacterized. The transcript has a single exon. Bases 180 to 1055 code for a protein of 291 amino acids. Gene Ontology annotation, molecular function: nicotinamide-nucleotide adenylyltransferase activity; ATP hydrolysis activity. Gene Ontology annotation, cellular component: cytoplasm; nucleus. NCBI's taxonomy places the organism in Eukaryota, Fungi, Ascomycota, Sordariomycetes, Amphisphaeriales, Sporocadaceae. The record is from RefSeq and is a predicted model, not a curated record.
UUCCCGCACCCGAGAUCAACCACCUGCCUCCAUUGAACCCCAACCUCUCAUCAUCUAACUUAACUUGGUUCAAAUCACUAUACUCGUUCAAAAGCCUUUGAGUCAAAUCAAGCUUCGUGCAUACCUAAAGCACUCUACGCCACUGAUGUUCGGUUAUCAUCGCGCGCCAGACACUCAGCAUGAACCGGCAAUUGACACCAAAUCUUGUAUCCUUCUUCACUCGGGCUCUGGAGUCAUUCCAGCUUUCCAAUGCAAGCUUUAGUGUGCUAUGCUCGCUACCAUCUCUAACGGAGCCGGCGCCGCGGCCGCCUCAAAAAGUACCGCAGAUGCUAUUAGUACUUGAUUCCUCUUUCAAUCCGCCAACACUUGCUCAUCAACGCAUGGCUGUUUCAGCAUUAAAGGAAGAGAGACACGCGAAAGGCUCGAGGGUGUUACUACUCCUGGCAAUCAACAACGCAGAUAAAGCGCCAAAGCCCGCUACGUUUCCACAGAGGCUGGCUAUGAUGUACGUCUUUGCCUUGGAUUUGAUUACUGCUUUGAAUGCCUCAGGUACAGGAACAGAGGUGGACCUGGCUGUCACGACGGAACCGUAUUUCCCUUUCAAAAGCCAAGCAAUUACAGCAAGCGGUUUCUAUGGUGGAGAGGACGCGACUAUGGAGCAGGUGUAUCUAACGGGAUUCGAUACGCUGAUCCGCGUAUUUGACCCCAAGUACUACCCAAAUGAUUCGAUGAGGCAGGCUCUGGAUCCUUUCUUGUCACACUCGAGCCUUCGUGUCACAAUGCGGACAGACGCCGAUUGGGGUAGUGCUGAGGAACAGUUGGCGUACCUGGAAGACUUGAAGCAUGGCAAAAUGGAGGCUAUUGGUGGUAGGAAGGAGUGGGCUGCAAAAGUCGAGAUGGUGGAAGGAAGAAAAGAAUCUGAGGAAGUCAUCAGCAGUACAAAAGUCCGAGAUGCUGUGCAGACUGGGAACUGGGGCAGGCUCAGAGAGCUGGUAAGCGACAGUGUUGCAGAUUGGGUGCGGGAAGAAAGGCUGUAUCGUAAUGACACGAGUUAGACGAAAUCGAAUUCUGUCUCCAAAAUCAACCUUGUUAGGCUAAUCUUAAGGUGGUUGAGCUAUUCCAAUGGUUGGUCCUGCAUCAUGCAAAGUUGCAUUAUGGUGCGAAUGGCACAGCCUUCUUUCAAAUUCCUUGAAACCCCUUAAUAACAUGCGUUUAACUGCCA